Messenger RNA from Contarinia nasturtii (swede midge), 831 nucleotides. Its product is annotated as putative gamma-glutamylcyclotransferase CG2811. The transcript is spliced from 3 exons. Gene Ontology annotation, molecular function: gamma-glutamylaminecyclotransferase activity. The coding region runs from base 233 to 709 and encodes 158 amino acids. NCBI's taxonomy places the organism in Eukaryota, Metazoa, Arthropoda, Insecta, Diptera, Cecidomyiidae. The record is from RefSeq and is a predicted model, not a curated record.
AAACACACAGUUCGAUUUUGAAUGUGAUUUUAUUGAAUAAAUAAAUGAAAAUUACAUAAAUCAUCGUAUUCAAUUGUAGAUUUGAUUCUUUUACUUAUGAAACAAGUAUAAGUAGUAGUUUUUUUUAAUCCAAUUGUAGUGUCAUUUUAAUUUUAAAUCCUUUUUUGGUGAAAUUGGUGAUUAGUCAUCAAAGAUAAUAAAUAGAUAACUGUCUCAGAUAAACAUAGUUAAAAUGUUUCCUGAUAAGCGUUUGUUUCAAGUUUUUGUGUAUGGCACAUUGAAAAAAGGCGAACCAAAUCAUCAUUGGUUAACAAAUAAAGACAAUGGAUUUGCACGAUUUGAGUGCAAAGGAACAACUGAAAAAAAGUUUCCGCUUCUAAUAGCAACGAAAUACAACAUUCCGUUUCUAUUGGAUAAUGCACCGGAUACUGGCCACAAUAUUUGUGGCGAAGUUUAUUCCGUUGAUGAAACAAUGUUCAAAAAUCUGGAUGAACUUGAAGACUAUCCAGAGCUAUACGACCGAAACGUAUUCAAUGUAAACGGUCUCGAUGGAAAUUCUCACCAAUGUUGGAUCUAUUUGCUUAAAAAGUAUCCAGAUGAAUUUCUAAAAAAAGAGAGAUUCAUCAGCGAAUAUAAAGAUUCAGUUGAGAAGCCAUAUUGCGAAAACUACCUUGAUACCUGCACUCCAGAAGAUUUAUACAAUUCAUAAAACUACAGUUAUUCCAAUAGAUUUCAACAUAUUGAAAAAUCCAAAUGUAAAUAUGGAUUCAAUUUAUUAAACUUGUAUCAAAAUGUUGGUCAAAUAUAUGAAAAAGAUAAUCUACUUUUUGA